Messenger RNA from Hydractinia symbiolongicarpus, 5541 nucleotides. RefSeq names its product NACHT, LRR and PYD domains-containing protein 12-like. Gene Ontology annotation, cellular component: cytoplasm. Bases 81 to 4214 code for a protein of 1377 amino acids. NCBI's taxonomy places the organism in Eukaryota, Metazoa, Cnidaria, Hydrozoa, Anthoathecata, Hydractiniidae. The record is from RefSeq and is a predicted model, not a curated record. The transcript has 3 exons.
UUUUUUUGUCAAAACAGUAAAAUUUAAAAUGGUGGACGGUCAAGUAACAUACUGAUAUGGGCGCUGGAUGAAUACGUGUGAUGGCUUUAUCGAGACCUGUCGCUCCAUGGGAAUUUUAUAUGCGGGUAGACCUAGCGUUAGAGUUAUGCGUGAAAGAUGCUCUUUUAAGAAUUCUUCAUAAUGAAAUUUGUCAUCGAACUUAUGUGGGUUUGCCAAGAAAUGACGCUGCACUACAUGGAGCAAUGGCCAAAUUUAAAUCAACCCAUCAAAGAAAGUUAAAUCGCAUUUUACGGCCUGAUCAGUGGCUUGUUAUAUGUCCACAAAACGGUAAAACAAAUUCGCAAAACUUUGAUAUACCCAUCAUUGUUAUCCUCAUUGAAUAUUGUUUGCCAGGAUUACCAGCUCCUGCACCACCAAAGCAUUGGGACAUCCGUCAACCUCUUUCAACGGAUCAAAGUAUAGCCGCUUUUUGUUUGCAUGCAAAGCUGCUUAGACAUGAAGUAAAGCACGGCAGUAUAUCGCAAAUUUCAACGAGACAUGCAUUUCAAAUGUACUGGAAUAAAAUCAGAUUUAUAUUGGGUGGACUUCAUUAUAACGAUUUUCCAUUUUUACAACGACUGGAACUUGGUUCACUGGAUCCCUAUUUAAAUCAACAAGUGCAAUUGCUUAUACAAAAAAAUGACAUUUUGCAACAGGCGGCUGACUCGCUGAAACAACGCGUGGACGAUCAUGACGACGAUCACAAUGACUUGAAAAAAAAAUAUGAGGAGGUUAGAAAAACGCUUGAAGAUGUGAAACAACGAAAUGAACAGGAGAUCAAAAAACAUUGUAACCCUUAUCAUGUCAUUUUACCGGAGGUAUUGAAUAUAAUAUGCAAAAAGAUCGGGAAAGAUUGGGCUCAGUUGUCCAAAUUUCUAUUAACACCUGACGAAAUUAAAAAUAUCGAAAACUUACAAGUCACUGAAGAACAAAAGAUGGACAUAAGCUUCCGCAAAAAGAAUGCAACUUUCACGUGGAGUGAAGUGAAAAAUAUCCUGAUAAAAAUUUCUCGAGAGGAUAUAGUCGAUUGUAUUCGAAUGGAAAGUCUUAUCACAACUGGCUUAAGAAAGGCGUCUUUGAAGCUAAGAGAAAAAUACAGCGAAAGCUUAUCAAGUAUGUUUUUGGAUAAGCCUUUGUGCCAAGACCGAGGUGUACAGAAACCUCGAGAAGAAGUUUAUGUGCCUCUAUCUAUGGUUGAGAAUCCACAAAAUGAUUCAGAACAGCAGUCAACAUUUAACCGACUUCAAACAGUUCUAAUUCAAGAUUUAUUGAAAAAGGGUGAUGAUUUGGUCAUUUUACGAGGAUUGGCAGGGAUCGGGAAGAGCACCUUUAUGGAUACAUAUGUAUAUAACUGGGCGAAAGGGAAUAUUUUAAAUGAAUUCCCCAAAAUCGAUUUUAUAUUUUACCUUAAAAGUGAAGACUUAAUUGCAGGUACCUUCCAGUAUAAAUUACCUAAGAAAUUCAUCCGUAAAAAGUUCACUGAUCUGUUUGAUAUGAUAGAUAUCCAAGAUUUGCAAGAGGUAUCGCAUCGCGUUCUGUUUGUCGUGGAUGGAGUGGACGAAAUAAAAUCUAUUCACCUAUUUUCAGCUGGCAACGUUUUUCAACCUGUUAUUCCGAAUUACCUUGGUGACAUAGUGAAUAACCAGUCCAGCUUUUUACGUGGCCAUAAAACUGUGGUUACAGGAAGACCCUCAACAUGUUCCAUGAUAGCUUUUAAAUUUAGACAUGUGGUUCCAAAAACAAUUGAGGUCCAUGGUUUCAAUUCCGAAGCUAUUGAUUCAUAUAUACAAAAGCGUUUCCAUGGUAACAACGAUCGGAUCAAUCUGGUGACAAGACAAAUAAGAGAACGAAAAGAUUUACAAAUAAUGGCGAGAAUCCCGUUUUAUCUUUGGGUUAUAUGCGAGAUGUUUGACCAGCGUACAGAUAUGAACAACCCCCACACAAUUACACAACUAUGUUCUACUGCUUUUUUAGAAUUCACUAGGAGUCUUUCCCCAGAAUUCACGUAUUUAGAUUGUUUUCAGAUGUGCAAGAAAGACCUCAUUUUACACACAGCAACGUCUCUUGCAAAACUUUCGGAAGUGUCGCUAAGGCUCAACAAGACGUCGUUCUCGGAUGCUGAUGUAGAUGUUACUGAUUCGAUAAACUCCUUAGAAAGGGCGGGACUUCUUAUUAAGAAAACACCGCCUGACGGUAGUAGACCAGUGUAUCAGUUCAAACAUCUUGUUUUGCAGGAAUACUUUACCGCGCUUCACGUAUUUCUUAACCCACGAGCAAUAGCUAACGCAAUUCGAAUGCCUAAUUUUUCAGGAUGUGUACCACUUCUUGCUGGACUUUCUGGAAUCCAUGGCAAAGGAAAUCAGAACGACAUCACAACCUGUUUUUUAAGUAAUCUAAAGAAUUAUGCAAAAAAGAAGAAAAUGGAGGAGGAGAAAAUGAAUUUGAUGUGUGAAUGUUUUCCAGAUAGAUUGUUCCGCGUUAAUGUUAUGCAAUUUAUAGAAGGAGUUAUGCUGAGAAAGUUAAAUGGAAGCUGCCUAGUGUUGGAUAGCUCUUGUGACCACCUGCUGGCCGCUAUUUUUGAAUAUCAAGGGGAAUUUUCAUCCUUUUUUCAAAGAAAGUUUUCAAAUAAGUCAUUUCACAUUCGAGGUGCAUCGCUUCAUCAUGAGGUAAGAAGCACGAUCUAUUUCAUCAAUAAAUUGGAUGGAGCUAAAGUUGAUUUUCUGCACAUUCAAACUACUGGUCACAAUGAACUGCCAGAAAAUUUAGUUACUCUAUUUACGAUGUAUUAUUCAGCUUACCCAUGUCAGAAGAUCCUCAAAAUAUCGUCAUCAGUAACUACAAACCGAACAGACGAAGUCUUAAUUACAUGCCAAGAAAACGUGGAAGACUCCUGUCGAACAAUCGAGAUUUCCGGUCUAAUUUCCAAGUUAUAUCAAAAUCGGCUGCUGUUGGAAACAUUUUGUGUAGUUGAUGUAAUACAAUUGCACUGUCAAGUAGAAUCUGCCUAUAAAGCAUUUCAUCAUUUACUCAACUACACGAAUGAAAUGAAUCAAUUGAAGAAUAAGAUACGCUAUAAGAUUCCGAAUCUGAACGCAGGUAAUCACCGGAUUAAAUUCUUCCACCUUAGCAUGCUAGCAGACGCUUACAGACAUCAACUCAUCGUUAACGAUAAACCUGUGGAAAAUCUUAGACUGAAGCUUGAAUGCUGUUUCGUAGACUUCAGUUUAAAUGAUGACGAUAUUGACAUGCUGACCAUGUGCUUACCAAGCAUCAAACUUCUGAACAUUAGCUGCAACGAGCACAUGUCUUCACUGGCAAUGCAAUCAAUAGCAACUAGCUUAACAAAUUGUAUCUUUAUCAAAGGUGAAUGCACCUUGAAAAUUCUGCACCUGGAUCAAUGUAGUCUAACUGACGCUCAUCUUGUCGCUUUAAAGCCUUGUAUACCACAUCUACAAUUGCUGAGUAUCAGUAGAAAUGUCGAUUUUACCUGCGACGGAAUGACGGCAUUGUGUGAAGCCGUUAUUGAAGAAAUUGGAAGGAGAGGAAUAUGUAAUCUAGUGUGUUUAUUCAUAGCAUCGUGCAAUUUGGCAGAUGAACAUAUAAGUUGUUUGCAACCAAUGCUGUAUUGUCUACAUGAACUUUGCUUAAGUGGUAACGAUCAACUCAGUGCUAGCACGUUAGCAAUGAUUUCAAAUUCGUAUUCCAACAAUAACAGCACUCGUUUGAAAAGCCUGGAUAUCAGCAAGUGUUUGUUUACUUAUGAAGACCUACUAGAGUUAGACUUGUCCGGGCUUGAGAAGCUUGUUGUCGGCGACGUAUCGUUCAGCGCUAGGGCUCUUCAAACGAUAUCAAACAGUAUUAUUGAGCACACUGAAGAGAUGCAAGCAUAUUUUUUGGAAAUAUUGGAUCUAACAUCGUGUCAACUCACUGAUUCACAUGUGUGGGCGGUUUUGCCAUGUGUACGUUAUGUUGGUAAGAUAUACCUUCAAAGUAAUAAUCUUCACUAUGUCACCAACAAAUCUCUGCAAUACAUCGAUGCGUUUAUUAACACAAGACAAAACUUGAUAAGACAAGGCGAGCAAAAAAAGUACGAGAAGUUUAGAAUUGAAGUCAUUAACGUCAUUGUAAACUCGCCUGUGGCAAAACAAUAUAUACAAGUGUUAUGCUUAAAAUAGAAAAUUAAACUUUAUUUUUUUUAUCGGAAAUGACUUGCCAACCUCUUUCCUAGGGCAAUUUUUUGAUUUUUCGAUUUCUGAGACAGUUGGUUUAAAAGAUUUUGGUCGUUUUGUUAAGAAUUGCAUGCGGACUGCCAGGAACACAGUAUUACUAUAAUCUAUGCAAAACAAUGUUGAUUUGAUCAAAAACAAACAAACAAAGAAUCCAGUUAGCUAGCUAGCAAAAAUAGCUACAACUUUUUAUGCUCACCCUGUGGCUGCAAACAAAUCUUAAAUGUAUUUUAUGUUUGUUUUUUUGCUAACUAAAGCAGGGGUUAAAACUACUAGUGCUUUUACUGAACUGAAUGUGGCUAACUAGACUUUCGGGUGUAUUGUUAACUUUGACAUAAUUAGCAGUUUAUGGGUAGUAUUGGUAAGUUGUUUUAAAAAUGACAGAACAUUGUGCCAAAUACAUGUAAAUAUUUUUAAAUAUACAUUAACAUUCAAUUUUAUUCUAUAUAUAAAAAUAUUAUAUAUUUUUAAACUGAUUAUGUCUGUCGUUUUGCCACACAAUCAUCACAAGCUUUCCUCUCUGAUUGUACACUUUAAUUGGAAGAGUAUCGUUUGUUUUAGAAAAAAAGUUUGAAUCAAUAAAUUGAUUUUUGUUUAUGUAUAAAACUUAUGAAAAUUUUACAUAGCUAGCUAGUUUCCACGGGCCUAAUCGACUAGUAUUCUAUAUUUUACUUUGUCUUUAAGAGCAGAGCAUACAUAAAUUGAUUUUCUUGUUUAAAUUUUGUUAAUAUGUAUAAAACUUAUGAUAUGUAGCUAUUAUAUACUUCAUGUUGUUUUUUAAGAGAGCUAGACAUGUGUUCUUUACUUUAUUGUAUAUACUAGUUAUUGAAGUGAGUUAGGUAUUAAAAUGCUUAUAUUGUGUUUUUUACUAAAUUGCACGUGGAGCCUUAAACUCCAGCUCUAGAAAGAUACCUAUGAUGCAUUUAGUGUAUAUAUAUAGCCAAACAAAAUUAAAGUCAAAAACAUAACUAUCUCAUUUUUGUUUUUGAUAUUGUUAAUUCGAAAGGUUAAAAAAAUGCAAUGUUAUGUAAAAUAACAAGGAAUCGUUUAAUUAUUACACGUAGUGUUUCAGAGGAAAAUUUGUUCGUUAUUAGCUACUUCGUAACAGCUGAUUUGUUUAUGUAAUUUUAGAUUGUUUUGUAGAUGAAAUGCUUUUUAUGUGGGUUUCUGAAAGUAGUUUUGUAGAUAUGUAAUGUCGAUACGAAAUGUAGCUAUAUAUAUGGAAGUAGUGUAAUGUACUGAUUGUAGAAUUUUUUUAUAAGUUAAAAUUUGUUCA